GAGAGUCAGCUGCAGCGCCGUCCCACCGACACCCCCUUUUUUCUGCUCGGCUAUAAGAACGCCUGACGUGCCCUUCUCUUGUUCGCGCAUACAUCCCCAGCCGUCUAACAAAAAUGUCUACCACCGACGAAGUCAACUCUGAAUACGUCUCCGGCCUACCCGCCCACUCCCACCACAACCGUCCCGGAGAGAUCGGCUACGAAGAAGGCUUCGGCACCACGGGCGUCAUCCCCUCCGGCCCCGCCGAACCCGACAACCUCAACGAACCCAUGAACUUUGGCCGUGGGCAGGGGUAUACUGUCGUUGACGAGUAUCAGACCGACAGGAUUGUUGCGCCUGUUUCUGUCGUGCCGCACCACGAGGUUAUUGUUGAGAGGGUUGAGGUGCCGGUUCCUGUUGAUGUCCCCGCCCCCGUCAUCCACAAACAACACCACCACGUCUCCCUCAAAGGCUCCGACGGCCCCACCCACAACUCACUCGGCGUCGAACGCGACUUUUCGGGCUCCGCAAUCCCCAACACGAACCUCCGCUCCGCCGACGUCCGGGCUCAAGGCUCGGACGCACUCAACGCCAUCCCUGACGACGGUGGUAGAGUGCCGAGGGACGAGCAUGGUGUUCAGGGGUGGGGGAGUAGCGAGGAGACUGCGAGGAGGGUUGAGGGGUUGGAAAAGAGGGAGGGGGUGGAUGAGUUGGAGAAGAGUACGGCUCCUGCUGGACAUGGGGAGGGGACGAGUAAGCCCGGGUUGAUGGGGAAGGUUAAGCAUGCGCUUCAUUUGGAUAAGAAGAAGGAGACUACUUCUCAGUAA
Molecule: messenger RNA, 806 nt
Organism: Saitoella complicata NRRL Y-17804
Lineage: Eukaryota; Fungi; Ascomycota; Saitoellomycetes; Saitoellales; Saitoellaceae
Exons: 3
Coding region: 114-806 (230 amino acids)
Source: RefSeq, a predicted model, not a curated record